GACGUUCUUUACAAGCGAUCCAUUGGUUGUAUUGUUUGAUAACUUUUUUUCGCUUUUAUUACUUAUUAACCAAACAAUCGAUAUAUUUAUCAUAUUAUUUGUCACAAACUAACCGUCGGUUUGGUUCAGAUAUUAUUGAAGGUUAUAAGGGAUCAGUUGAAAGUGAUGGCAACAUUAAGACAGACACCGUUGACUUGCAGUGGACACACCCGACCGGUAGUCCACUUGCAGUUCAGUCCGAUCACUGCCAGCGGCUCUUAUAUGAUUUCUGCCUCUAAAGAUGGUAAGCCAAUGCUUCGCAAGGGAGAGACCGGUGACUGGAUCGGCACUUUCGAGGGACAUAAAGGAGCCGUAUGGGGAGUAGCGCUGUCCAGUGAUAUUCAACGUGCGGCCACCGGUGCCGCCGAUUUCUGUGCUAAAAUAUGGGACGCCGUUACCGGUCAAGAGUUGCAUACCUUAAGUCACGCACAUAUCGUUAAAACUGUUGAUUUCUCCAACGAUGACAAGUUUCUGGCGACCGGUAGUAACGAUAAAUUGAUUCGCAUCUAUGAUCUCAACAAAAUUGAUUCAGAUCCGAUGACAAUCAAUGGUCACACAUCAUCYAUACGUCAUGUUUUAUUUACCAAUAACUCACAAUUAUUGAUCAGCGCUUCCGAAGACAAAACCGUUCGUUUCUGGGAUAAGAAUACUAAAGAGGAGAUUAAGAAACUCGAGUUCAAUACCAUUCCGUAUAGUAUUGAAUUGUCAAGAGAUUCAAAAAUGUUAUCUAUUUGUUACGGAAAUAAUGUCAUGUUUUAUGACAUGGAAUCCAUGAGUCAGCUCAAGGAGUUUAAGAUACCGACACACGUUUUGUCGGCAACACUACAUCCCGAUAAAAGUGUAUUUGUUUGCGGCGGCGAAGACUUCAAAAUGUAUAAAUACGACUAUAAUAGUGGCAGUGAAUUAGAAUCAUUUAAAGGCCAUUUCGGUGGUGUCCAUUGUGUCCGUUUCUCGCCCGACGGAGAACUGUACGCGAGUGGCAGUGAAGACGGGACUCUUCGUCUUUGGCAAACAACUGUCGGCAAAACAUACGGUCUCUGGAAAUGUGUUAAUAACGAUGAAAAUGAUUUAAAUAAUGAAAAUAAUAUAAACAUUGAAAAUCAUAAUAUUUCUAAUAAUUAACUUUUGUUUCGUUAUUUGUAUUAAAAACAAAAUUUAAUAAAUUA
Molecule: messenger RNA, 1205 nt
Organism: Oppia nitens
Lineage: Eukaryota; Metazoa; Arthropoda; Arachnida; Sarcoptiformes; Oppiidae
Gene: wmd
Product: serine-threonine kinase receptor-associated protein-like
Exons: 6
Coding region: 166-1161 (331 amino acids)
Biological process (GO): spliceosomal snRNP assembly
Cellular component (GO): SMN complex
Molecular function (GO): protein binding; RNA binding
Source: RefSeq, a predicted model, not a curated record